This is a messenger RNA of Argentina anserina (silverweed cinquefoil), 2773 nucleotides long. Its product is annotated as probable amidase At4g34880. Lineage: Eukaryota; Viridiplantae; Streptophyta; Magnoliopsida; Rosales; Rosaceae. The transcript has 8 exons. Bases 1 to 2706 code for a protein of 901 amino acids. The record is from RefSeq and is a predicted model, not a curated record.
AUGGGUUGUCUUCACUUUUUCCUUUCUGCAGCAGCAUUGGUAGUUCUGGUUUUGGCAGCCAUUGAUGGAGCUCAAGCAAAUACCAUGGUCAGUGGCACAGUCUAUUGUGAUCAAUGCAAAGAUGGUGAAAGGUCCCUCUUUGAUUAUCCAGUCAAUGGAAUCAAAGUACAAGUGGCAUGUAGUGACAGUAAUGGCCAAGUGACAAUGUCAAGGGAGCAAACUACCAACUGGUUUGGAAACUAUGCUGUGAGAUUUGAUGGGACACCAGAUUUGAGGGGAUGUUAUGCCAAGGUCUCGAGCUCAGGUGAAGGCUCAUGUGGGAUUCCUGCUGGUCCUGCUCAAAGUCUUAAACUAGUGUUUAGCAUGUUUGACAUGGAAAUGUAUGCUGUGGACUCUUUGCUCACUCAACCUGCUCAGCCUAUGUCAUAUUGUCCAAAGUCACCUAAUCCUGUGCCUUCUCCGGUGAUCACACCGGCACCGCCUAGACAAGUAGCACCAGAUCCGCCUAGACAAGUAGCACCGGCUCCUCCUAGACAAGUAACACCGGCACCGCCUAGACAAGUGACACCAUCAAGUCCUCCACCUUACAGGCUUCCCCCAAUUGCUCCAUUGCCGCCAAUGCCUCACUUGCCACCACUUCCGCCAAUGCCUCACUUGCCACAACUUCCACCAAUGCCUCACUUGCCACCAUUGCCACCCCUGCCACGGCUGCCUCCCAUGCCACCAGUGCCCUUCUUGGAAGCGACAGCCUGCCCCCAUCAGAGUUGGACAAGGCCAGAGUACAGAUGCUACUGGAGGGCAGUGAGACCAGACACAAAGGUAGCAGUUGUUUUCGGAUUGCCUGCAGCGGAAAGAUAUGGGACUGACCUAACAUUGUGGCAAGGUCUUCAGGGAAGAGGAGACCCUUAUAGGACUCUCCUAAGGGAAAGCAUCACUGCCUUUCUCAAUUCCUACAACAGCCUUCAAUACACUUACAAUACCUUUGCUGUUGUGCAGCAAAUGAACUCGGGAUUGAUGGGUUCACAGAGGAAUGUGCUCUAUACAGCCUUGAGGUUCAUCAGGGCUAACUCAGGCCAUGGCAGAGCCACUUGCAAAUUUACUGCUUUCUUGCUCAAACCAGAAAAAGAAAUGAUAAUCUCCUCAUCGUCUGCCAUGGUGAAACCAAGCGUCCCUCACAUCUCAUCCUUAUUGCUUCUCAUUCUCCUCUUCACAUUGUCAUCUCUGCCAUGUACAUCCGCAGCCAGCAAACUCUCACUUGAGGAAGCCACCAUAGAUGAUAUGCAGCUUGCUUUCAAGCACAACCAACUCACCUCGAGGCAGCUUGUCCAAUAUUACCUUGCCCAAAUUCGAAAAUUAAACCCAGUCCUCAAAGGAAUCCUAGAAGUCAACCCUGAUGCGCUUAGCCUUGCCGACAAGGCUGACUAUGAGCGUAAGACUAAGGCACCAGUGUCACUACUCUCUAAGUUGCAUGGAAUUCCUAUUCUGGUAAAGGACAACAUUGCAACCAAGGAUAAGAUGAACACCACUGCUGGUUCUUUGGCGCUGCUUGGAUCUGUCGUACCUCGUGAUGCCGGUGUGGUGCAGAAGUUGAGGAAAGCUGGGGCUAUCAUUUUGGGAAAGGCUAGCUUGAGCGAGUGGUCACAUUUUAGAUCUAAUGCUGCACCUUCUGGUUGGAAUGCCAGAGGCGGUUAUGGCCUGAACCCUUACACAUUCUCAGACCCUUGCGGCUCAAGCAGUGGUUCAGCAAUAUCAGUGGCAGCAAAUAUGGUCUCGGUGUCAUUAGGUACUGAGACAGAUGGUUCGAUCUUAUGUCCAUCAGGUUACAACUCAGUUGUGGGUAUCAAACCAACAAUUGGUCUUACUAGUCGAGCAGGGGUUGUUCCAAUUUCUCAAAGACAAGAUACUGUUGGGCCAAUCUGUAGGACAGUAGCAGAUGCUGCGUAUGUUCUUGAUGCCAUUGCAGGCAUCGACCACAAUGACAUUGCAACAAUUGAGACAUCAAAGUACAUUCCCAGAGGCGGUUAUGCACAGUUUCUCAGGCGCGACGGACUUAGAGGAAAAAGAAUAGGGAUAUUGAGAACUUUCUAUGAAUUUGGCAAUGACACAUCCUUGGCUCAAACUUUUGAGAAGCAUCUCAAUACUAUGAGGAAAGGGGGUGCUGUUUUGGUAGACAAUUUGAAGGUGGCUAAUUUUUCUGAAAUCUAUUUCUCAAAUGAUGAAGAUAUUGCAUUGUCUGUUGAGUGCAAAAUAUCCUUGAAUGCAUACUUGAAGGAGUUGGUGGCUUCCCCAGUGCGAUCCUUGGCAGAUGUCAUAGCCUUCAACAACAAACACCGGAAACAGGAAAAGAUUAAAGAGUAUGGACAAGACCUACUUAUAGCAGCAGAAGCAACAAAUGGGUUUGGAAAAACAGAGAAGCAGACUUUGUUGAAUUUUGCAAGGUGGACUAGAAAUGGUCUUGUGAGAUUGGUGACACAGAAGAAGCUAGAUGCUGUGGUGACUCCUAAGUCAGAUUUCUCAAAGCUACUUGCAAUUGCAGGAGCCCCAGGUGUAACUGUUCCAGCCGGUUUCGAAAACAAUGGGAGACCAGCUGGUAUAUGCUUUGGUGGACUUCGGGGUUCAGAGCCAAAGCUAAUUGAGAUUGCAUAUGCUUUUGAGCAAGCCACUAAGAUAAGAAAGCGUCCUACUUUCAAAGGCCUCAAGUUUUAGAACAACAUUGUAUUAUGAGAAGAACUACUAAAUAUGAUUUACCAAGUAAUAAGAAAAGAAUGAGUGA